Messenger RNA from Debaryomyces fabryi, 3039 nucleotides. RefSeq lists its product as uncharacterized. Bases 1 to 3039 code for a protein of 1012 amino acids. The transcript has a single exon. Lineage: Eukaryota; Fungi; Ascomycota; Pichiomycetes; Serinales; Debaryomycetaceae. The record is from RefSeq and is a predicted model, not a curated record. Gene Ontology annotation, molecular function: DNA binding; zinc ion binding; DNA-binding transcription factor activity, RNA polymerase II-specific. Gene Ontology annotation, biological process: DNA-templated transcription; regulation of DNA-templated transcription.
AUGGCUAACAAAGGUGGCUGGAAGUUUAGAAAACCUCGAGGCUCCAGAGCUUGUACAGUUUGUCGAUUAAGGAAGGUCAGAUGUGAUGCAGAAACACAGAUGCCUUGUUCGAAUUGUAUUUCAUUUGGAUCGGAUUGCAGGUUUCCUGAACCUAGAAGAAAGAAGGGCAGUAAUAUUGCAUCCAACUCACCUCAACCUGGUAGUCCUUCGGUACAAAUGGACGACAGGGAAAAUCAUUUACCCAUAGUUAAUACUUAUGGUAACUCUAUCCAAACAAAUAAUUAUUCAACUAUUGGACUACACAAUACGUAUAACGAAGGAACCAAUAUACCAGUUCCACAGUCAUAUCAGGUGCAGCCAGGUAAUCAAGUUAAUCAUUUGAAUCAGAUGCAUCACCAGCAUAUAUUACCCGUGCAAGUGCAACAACAAGCACAACAAUUCACACCGAUGGUACAAGACCAUAAUAUGCAGCAAAUACGACCACAGGCACAGAAUAGUAAUCAUAUGUUAGGUAUGGCACCAAAUCAGCAGUAUGUUGCACCCUCAAAUCAGUCAUAUACUGCUCCACUAAUUAAUCAACUGUAUGUGCCGUCUCUGUCGAUACAACUGCAAGGUCAACCUUGGCUACAACAUCCAGCGAAUAAGCUUGAGAAUAUCAAUACACCCUCAUAUAUUCCCAAUGACCCACUAACUAACAUAUCUGUCAGAAAUGUCAUGCCCCAGUAUAAUCCAUCUGAUAUGAACACUCCGUCUAAUAAUGGAGUGAAAGUGGCUCCUAGGAGAAAGUUGAGUAAAUACUUAUAUUUGGGACCUACAUCUUGUUAUUCAUAUUUUGCAGAUGAUUGGCGCUUCAAGGGAAAUGAAGAAAAACAUAACAAAAAUAUUGUCGAGUUGGGAUAUAAUAAGUCAUCCAGUAUUGAUCCAAGAGAGAUUAUUACAGAAUUACAAGUAUUGAAUAUAAAGGGAGCAUUCAGUUUACCUUCCAGGCCAGUCAUUCUAAACAUAUUUGAAGCGUUCUUUGAUGCCAUAUAUCCGCUGAUUCCUUUAAUUAAUAAAGAUAUCUUCAUGAAUCAUUUUAAUGAUCCAAAUCCAGACAAGCAACCUCCUCUAAUAUUGAUACAGGCAAUACUUUUGGCAGGAUCAAAAUAUUCACAGCAUCCAGCGAUAGUUAACUCGCAUAAUAGUAGUUCGGCUGCAAGCUUUGCAUUUUAUCAAAGGGUUAAGGCGUUAUAUGAUUCCACGGUAAAAUUUGAAUACGUUGGUGAUGGUGACGACGACGAUGGACAUUUAGCUUUUAACUAUCCAACAAUGUUAGUACAAGUUUCUUGUUUAUUAUCGUGGCAUUGGGUUGAUCCUGAAGAUAUAUCUAGGGGUAUAUAUUUUUGGAUCAGAAAUGCUAUUACUAUUGCUCAGACAUUCGGAUUUCAUACUAAUAUGGCGGAAGCACCUUUUGUUCAAGAUUUAUUGCACAAGUACAACAACAACGAACAACAAAUCUAUAAAAUUCAUCAACAGAUAUUCAAUUGGAAAAAGAUAUGGUGGUGGUUAUAUUGCAGAGAUAAAUCUGCGGCAAUGAGUUUUGGAAGACCCUUAACAAUUGACAUACAUGAGACAUCUUGUGGUGUGCCUUCUAUGAAAGAUUUUGAAAAGUACGAAUCAGAAAAUUGGUCAGUGGAGAAUAAACGAGAUAGACUUCUUGCAGAAUAUUUUAUCCAUAUAAUCUAUCUAUCUGAAAUUUUGGACUUGGUAAUAAAAGAGCAGUAUCAGACUAGACAUCCUCACAAUACUGAAGUCGCCAUGUCUAGAAAUACGAAGGUAGUUAAACAACUAAAUUUAUUAAUGGGUAUAUUCUUCAAGAACUUACCAUCUGAACUCAAAUUCACCGCUAAUGAUCCUAAAUCUAUGAAUGCGUUUUCUUGUUUAUUAGGACCCUUAUAUUAUAUUACACUUUACCAUAUCAAUAGGGUGAAGCUAAUUACCACCCAGGAGGACAAUAAUAAGUAUUGGGGAAUUUCAUUUCAAGCAGCAUAUAUGACAUCACUCAUCGCUCAAUAUUUAAGUGAUAGAAUGAGUACAGGAGAGAAAUUGAUGUUGUCGCCUCUGUUGGUGUAUACCAUGUCCAUGGCAAUGAUUAUCCUAUCGUUUCACACCGACUCUACCAAUAGAAUUGUUGCUCAAACUGCAUCAAAACAAAUGCAUAUAUGCUUAAAAUUUUCAAAACAAUUCCAUGCUUCAUGGCCAGGUGUUGCUUAUCUGUUAGUUACAUUUUUUACAGAGAGAUUGAACAAAGAAGAUAAAAAAGAUGAUAUGGUUUCAAGGGCUAAAGCCGUAUUGGUCAAAGCGUGUGAAGAUUUCAAAUCAGACGAAGAAAGAGGAAAGUCAGAUCAUCUGAGACAUCUGAAAACAUUUGAUUUGAACUUUAUGCUAAACGAAUCUGAUGAUCGAGCCAAUCCUGAUGUUUCUGAUAUUUCAAGUAACGGGGACCAUGGUUAUGACCAUGACGAUGAAGACUUGAGUUUGCCUAUGCACAACAUAGUAACUAUUGAGCUUCCACCAGUAGAUUCCGAUUUUUACAAAGCAUUUAGUGCUACACAAUUGUUCCCUAAGGACACAGCAAAGAUCCACACUAUUUCGCCUACGCCAACCCCGGUGCAAUCUCCUCCUUCAUCAAAAAUAAACCCCCAACAGCAAUUCCACUCACAUUCCGGGCCAUCUAAUGUACAGCUACAGCCAUCAAAUGAUGCAAAUAACACACGACCACACAACUCUGUUUCCGAUCAUCAGCUAUUUUCAGAAGGCUUUCCUGGCUUCGUUGCAAAUUCAAAUGCAUCAACUACCACCCCGGUGCAUACAUCUGCGGCAUCUUUCGGUACUGAAAAUAUUCCACUUUAUCCUACGGCCCCUGAUGCGCCUAUGUAUCCAUAUCCACCGCCUGCACAACAAUCUAGCUCUCUCGAUUUCCAAGACAAUGCGGUCUUGGAUAGUCAGUACUUCCUAAACGUUAAUAGCGGUGUCAACUGGAAUACUUAUAAUAUUUAA